AUGCCUACUUCGUCGAAGGAGGUGAAAAAGAAAACUUACAAAUAUCCCUCGUCAACAGCGUGGGUUAAUCAAAACCUCCGAAGCAAUCAGAGGAUGGCUUCAUCAACGACAAAUCCACCUCCGCCUGGACUAAAGCCGAAAGCGAGAAGAAAUUGGAAUAAGAAGGGUCUCGAAGCACAUCAGAAGGAAAGCGAGGACGCACCCCCAGAACAACCCCCAGACGCUGCCGCUGAGAGAAAAAACUGGUAUGCAAUCAAACGGAUUGCGAUUCCCUUCUUCAUCCGUUUCCUAGCUCGAGCAAGUCUCGCCUGGGAAAUUGGACUCUACGUCAUCAUCGUCCUCAACUAUGGCUUGACCACGUACGGCUGCUUCUUCACCUACUACAACGAAAGUGUGUGGAACACUGUUCUUUACACGGACAUUUUGUACGCAGUGGACGUCGUGAUGAGACUUUCUGUUGAAUUGUGGCGUUUCAACAACCAGGCGGAAGUCUUAGUUUUUACGUUACCGUAUACAUUUUUUAAUUGCUUCCUGGACCUCGUCAGCCUAUUCCCGAGUUAUGCAAUUGCUGCACAGUUCUAUGACACGGACAGCUUCAGUCAUUUAUUUUGGCUCGAUUAUUAUCGGCUGAAUAAGUUCUUGCGUUUGGUUCGUGCUUUUAAAUUUUUCGAGGUUCUCAAAGUACGACGACUCAUCUCCGAAGAAGGAUACUUUCUCCUCACUUUCACCAACAUUUAUCUAAUCUUCAUCAACUUUGUGUCCUGCAUUUUUUUCCUCUUUACAGGGCUCCAACCAGUCGACUUUUUACUUUGGAGAAAUUUUACCCAAAUUGACGAUUCGUGGGCUAAAGAGUUUAGAAAGAAGAAACCUGGUUAUGGAAAGGAUCCUUUGGACUUUUACAUUUUAAGUACCCACUUUAGUACAGCAACGGUAACAACUGUGGGGUAUGGAGAUGUGCAUGGAGAAAAUGCAGCAGAAAUGACUGCCUGUGUCGUGAUCAUGUUGAUUGGCGCUAUUUUGAUGAACGGAUACUUCACCAGUCAAAUUACCAAUUUUCAACUUGAGCUUGACAGUGCUCGAUACGACUUAUUUUUUCGAUUAGAAGGAAUUCUUCGAUAUAUGAAGGGCAUUGGAAUGUCAGACUUUUUUCAAGAAAAAGUUCAGUUGUACUACAAAUGCUUGUGGACUUAUCGUGAGGGCGUUGAUCGAGUUACAUUCAUUGAACACAUUCCAAAAGCAGUACAGGAUGACAUGUACUAUGACAUUUGUUUGGAAAUGUUUCACAAAUCAUACCUGUUCCGUGACUUGGAUGAAGCAUUUUUGCGAGCGGUAUCAAAAAUCGUCAAAAUUUCAAUGUAUAAUCCUGAUAUGAUUUUAUGCCGAUAUGGGGGUUAUGCAAACCAAAUGUACUACAUUUUACAAGGAGAAUGCCAAGCAAUGUCUAAGCACGAUUCAUCAAGACGAGCAGCAAUUUUACGAGCUGGAACUAUCAUCGGAGAAACUAAUUUGUUUUUCUCGUGUCCUUACACUAUUGCAGUGGAGACCAAUACAUGUUGUCAAUUCAUCUCUAUUGAAAAGGAAGAGUUGAUGGCGUGCCUUAAUAAUUUCCCUUCAGAACUUUCCAUCUUGCGUUCAAGAACUCAAAAGAAAAUCAACCAAAUGUACCUAAAAUUUAAGUUAUUUGGAGAAGAUCCUGUAUGCUGGGUUCAGCGAGUCACGGACAAGAAAUAUAAUAAGAAUGACAUGAAUACUGCAGCCUCUCUCUCAACGGAUAUGACGGCUAGAUGGGGCGAUGAGAUGAAUCUUGUAGUAACCGAAGAUGUUCUCGCUGAUGCUGAUGUUUCAAUUUGUGAUCUUUGA
This is a messenger RNA of Folsomia candida, 1860 nucleotides long. Its product is annotated as potassium channel KAT3-like. NCBI's taxonomy places the organism in Eukaryota, Metazoa, Arthropoda, Collembola, Entomobryomorpha, Isotomidae. Gene Ontology annotation, cellular component: membrane. The record is from RefSeq and is a predicted model, not a curated record. Gene Ontology annotation, biological process: potassium ion transport. Gene Ontology annotation, molecular function: voltage-gated potassium channel activity; protein-containing complex binding. Bases 1 to 1860 code for a protein of 619 amino acids. The transcript is spliced from 17 exons.